AUCUCCAAAGGAGCCGCGCAGCCAUGGGAGUGCAUUACCUCAGCCAUGCAAUUUCCACCAUCAAUAAUUUAAUCUAUUUGCUCCAAAGCUGAAGAGAUAUCCUGAAGCUUGUUCGGGAGAGUACACACCAGAGAGAGAGAGAGAGAGAGAGAGAGAGAGAGAAAGAAAAGAGAAAGAAAAGAGAGAGAGAGAGAAAUAUCUUGUAAAGUAGCUCAGUGAGGGAGUUGUCCAAACAUCCCAGAUGACACCACUGUCCUGUUGAAUGGUCUGUUUUACGACUGGGCAGUGAAAGUUCCACCAGGUUAGAAGAGUGAUGACCAUCCUGUUCCUUACUAUGGUUAUUUCAUACUUCAGUUGCAUGAGAGCUGCGCCCCUGAGAGAUGCCCCGGGCAUGCGGGGCCAUCGGACGGACGGCUACCUGGGCGCUGCUGCGACGGCCGCCCGAGGCCACGGGACUCCACAGAGCGGCGGCGGGCCGGGCCAGCGCGGGGAGCUGCCCUCGCUCACAGACACGUUUGAGCAGGUGAUAGAGGAGCUGCUGGAGGUGGAGGGCGAGGCGGCGCAGCUGGGACAGGGGGCUGAUAAGAGCCAGGGAGGUGGGGGCCCGUCGUCUGUGGUCGCCUCAGAGACCAAGGACGUCGACCUGUACGACUCGCGGGUGAUGAUCAGCAACCAAGUGCCUUUGGAGCCGCCGUUGCUCUUUCUUCUGGAGGAAUACAAAAACUACCUGGAUGCUGCUAACAUGUCCAUGAGGGUGCGGCGACACUCCGAUCCCUCGCGACGCGGAGAGCUCAGUGUGUGUGACAGUAUUAGCCAGUGGGUGACAGCUGUGGAUAAAAAGACGGCAAUAGACAUGUCUGGGCAGACAGUUACCGUCAUGGAAAAGGUCCCUGUCCCCAAUGGCCAACUGAAGCAAUACUUUUACGAGACCAAAUGCAACCCCAUCGGGUACACAAAGGAGGGCUGCAGAGGAAUAGACAAGCGGCAUUAUAAUUCCCAAUGCAGGACAACCCAGUCCUACGUGCGAGCACUUACCAUGGAUAGCAAAAAGAAGAUUGGCUGGCGGUUUAUAAGGAUAGACACUUCCUGUGUAUGCACAUUGACCAUUAAAAGAGGGAGAUAGUGUAUAAAAUGUAUAGAUUUUAUUGAAGAGUUUAAAAAAGAGAAUAAAGAGAAAAUAUCUAUUUGUAUAUAUACAUAACAGGGUAAAUUAUUCCGUCAAAUGAAAAUUUUAUGGACUGCAUGUAAAAAAAGAUGAAGUUUAUACAGUAAAGUGAUACUACAGUCUAUUUAUUGAACAUAUUCAUGACCUUGUAAACAAUUAAAAAAAAUCUGAUCAGUCAUUUGCGCCCAGUUUAAAUUACUAUAUCACAUUCCUCAAGACAUUGUGAUUUGUUUACGUUGCCAAGAAUUAGAAAAUGAAGGAAGAAAAAAAAAACCAACACAGGCAAGGAAUGAGAGAGGACCGUUCCAUCUUCAAAAGCUUGC
Messenger RNA from Stegastes partitus (bicolor damselfish), 1488 nucleotides. RefSeq names its product brain-derived neurotrophic factor (gene bdnf). Gene Ontology annotation, cellular component: dendrite; axon; synaptic vesicle. The coding region runs from base 314 to 1123 and encodes 269 amino acids. Lineage: Eukaryota; Metazoa; Chordata; Actinopteri; Pomacentridae. The record is from RefSeq and is a predicted model, not a curated record. Gene Ontology annotation, biological process: nerve growth factor signaling pathway; positive regulation of peptidyl-serine phosphorylation; neuron projection morphogenesis. Gene Ontology annotation, molecular function: growth factor activity; nerve growth factor receptor binding. The transcript has 2 exons.